AAAAAGCGGAAAAUGAUUGCUUUUCAGAGCGGCGGCCUUGUAUUAUUUGCGAGUGUGUCCUCGCCAUGCCCAUCUUGUCUCUGCUCUUCCACAACGUUAUUCACAAUGGUCCUUUAGCCCUGUUCAUGUUGUAUUUUGGUUUGUGGACAUCCCUCUGCCUGUCUCUAACAAACAGGCCGAAAGCACGACUCCGAUGUAGUUGGCAUUCAAAGCAGUUGAGAUUUGAAACCCACUAAGUAAACAACAAUCAGUAUUACUGCAUUCUAACAUCAUAAUCGCGACUAUAUUGGCUGGUAAUGAUGUUGUCAAAAACGC
This is a messenger RNA of Aspergillus pseudotamarii, 315 nucleotides long. RefSeq lists its product as uncharacterized. NCBI's taxonomy places the organism in Eukaryota, Fungi, Ascomycota, Eurotiomycetes, Eurotiales, Aspergillaceae. The record is from RefSeq and is a predicted model, not a curated record. The coding region runs from base 66 to 236 and encodes 56 amino acids. The transcript has a single exon.